This is a messenger RNA of Agrilus planipennis (emerald ash borer), 3315 nucleotides long. It is a transcript of the gene Rat1, whose product is annotated as 5'-3' exoribonuclease 2 homolog. Lineage: Eukaryota; Metazoa; Arthropoda; Insecta; Coleoptera; Buprestidae. The transcript is spliced from 11 exons. Gene Ontology annotation, molecular function: RNA binding; zinc ion binding; 5'-3' RNA exonuclease activity. Bases 119 to 3034 code for a protein of 971 amino acids. The record is from RefSeq and is a predicted model, not a curated record. Gene Ontology annotation, cellular component: nucleus. Gene Ontology annotation, biological process: nuclear-transcribed mRNA catabolic process.
UAAUCUAUGGUAUACUAGUAAAAUGGCGUAAAUUAGUUUGCUUGUAUAAUUACAUUUUUAUAAAUAUUAAACAAAAUAUUUAGUGUUUCUAGCUGAUAGUGUAGAUUAAUUUUCAAAAAUGGGAGUUCCUGCAUUUUUCAGGUGGCUGAGCAGAAAAUAUCCUUCUGUAAUAGUUCAUUGUGUUGAGCAAAAGCCGGUGGACGUGAACGGAACCAAAAUACCGGUGGAUUCUUCGCAGCCAAACCCUAAUGGAGUCGAAUUUGAUAAUUUGUAUUUGGACAUGAAUGGUAUAAUUCAUCCUUGUACUCAUCCGGAAGAUAGGCCUGCACCUAGAAACGAAGACGAAAUGAUGGUUGCUAUUUUCGAGUGUAUCGACAGACUUUUUAGAAUUGUACGGCCUAGAAAAUUGUUGUAUAUGGCUAUUGACGGUGUAGCUCCUCGAGCUAAAAUGAAUCAACAAAGAUCUCGGCGUUUCCGAGCUUCCAAGGAGACGGUGGAAAAAAUUAACGAAGUCAAUAGGGUUAGGGCAGAAUUACUUUUGAAAGGGGCGAAGUUACCUGCAGAGAAACCAAAAGAAGACCAUUUUGAUUCUAACUGUAUCACACCAGGAACACCUUUUAUGGCCAGACUAUCUGAUUGUCUUCAUUAUUAUAUACACGAUCGUUUGAAUAAUGAUCCUGGUUGGAAUGGGAUUAAAGUUAUACUAUCAGAUGCUAAUGUACCUGGAGAAGGAGAACAUAAGAUAAUGGAUUACAUUCGCAGGCAAAGAGCACAGCCUGACCAUGAUCCAAAUACACAGCAUUGCUUAUGUGGAGCUGAUGCUGAUUUAAUAAUGUUAGGACUAGCAACUCAUGAACCUAAUUUUACUAUAAUUAGGGAAGAAUUCAAACCAAACAAACCAAGGCCAUGUGACAUCUGUGGACAAACAGGACACGAUUUAAAGGACUGCAUUGGAUCAGCACCUGAUGUACAAGAGACGCAAACAUUUAGUUCUGAACAGGACUUCAUUUUUGUUCGGCUAUGUGUCCUUCGAGAAUAUUUAGAACGAGAAUUGGCGAUGCCUAAUUUACCUUUUAAAUACGAAUUUGAAAGAGCUCUCGAUGAUUGGGUUUUUAUGUGUUUCUUUGUGGGAAACGAUUUCCUACCUCACCUACCCAGUCUCGAGAUUCGUGAAGGUGCUAUUGAUCGUCUUGUAAGACUGUACAAAGACGCCGUAUAUAAAACAGGAGGUUGGUUGACCGACAGCGGGGAAGUUAAUUUGGAUCGUGUGCAGCUUAUCAUGAAUGAGUUAGGAAAAGCAGAAGAUGAAAUAUUCAAGAAAAGGCAACAGAAUGAGCUUGCCUUUAAAGCCCGAGAGAAAGCAAAGAAGAGACGUACGGAAUUCAACCAGUUUAGGCCUGAUUGGAGACUGGUAAACGAUACUCAGUUUGCACCAAAAAGAAUCAAUGAAGCUUCUCCAGUUUUAAACGCCAGGCAGGAGGCGUUCGAGAUUCGAAAGGCAGGCAUGCACACAAGUGCUGGGGUGCAAACAUUAUUGAGGACAUCUAGCGAACCUGCAGAUUUAGACAAACAGGAUCGAAGGGGUGUUAAAAGGCCUUUGGAGGAUGAUGAUGAAGACGAUGACCAAGUUCACGAUGAAGUUCGAUUAUGGGAGGAUGGCUUCAAAGAUCGGUAUUAUGAAUCGAAGUUCGACGUAACACCCAAUCAACAUGACUUUAGAUAUAGUGUUGCCCUUCACUAUAUAAGAGGUCUUUGUUGGGUGCUGAAGUAUUACUAUCAAGGCUGUGCUUCAUGGAAAUGGUAUUACCCAUACCACUAUGCCCCCUUUGCCUCUGAUUUUGUCAAUAUUGCUGGACUUAGUACAGAAUUUGAAAGCGAUACACAACCAUUCAGACCUCUGGAACAACUAAUGGGAGUUUUUCCGGCUGCCAGUAGGAAACAUGUUCCCGAACCAUGGUCUGAGCUUAUGACAGAUCCAGAUUCUCCUAUAAUUGACUUCUAUCCUGAGGAUUUUAAGAUCGAUCUGAAUGGUAAAAAAUUCGCUUGGCAGGGAGUCGCACUUUUGCCUUUUGUAGACGAAAAGAGACUUUUUAAGGCACUGGAGCCUUAUUACAGUAAAUUGACUCACGAGGAGAUUCGUCGUAAUAUACGGGGAGAUGACAGACUUUACGUAUCAAAACGUAAUCCGUCUUACAAAUUCGUUAUGGGUCUUUAUCAACAAAACGUCUCAUCGACCAUUGAAUCAGCUUUCGCCUACGAAGGAAUUCGUGGUACUGUACUGGUCACGGAACAGUGCGUCACAUUAGGGGGUGUUUUGCAUUCUCCAGUGAAAGGCUUAACGACGAUAAUGCAUAAUAGUGUAAUGUGUGUCAAUUUCCGUGAUCCAAAGUAUCCUAGGGGAUUCAUAUUUCCUGCAAAAGCAUUAAAAGGAGCACAGCCACCCGCCAGGGUUCUUAAACCGCAAGAUUUAGAUGCGGCAAACAGUAGAAAUUGGAGGCCCACUAUUGGAAUGGUUCCUUCAAAUAAAAGUGUGACUUUGGAUUCUGCUGGUCAUCGAAUGUUGGGACAUUUCACAAGAGCUGACCGAGGACCAUAUUCCAAUGUUCCACCUCCUCCGUCUAUAGCGAGAAAUUCCAGAAAUUUCCGUCAACAUGAUCAUCAAGGUUUUCAACAGUCCCGAAAGUACGAUGUGCACCAGAAUCAAGCGUCUCUUUACAAUUAUGUCGCGAACUCUUACUCCUCUUUGAAUAAUUUUGCAAAUCAUCAAAGUGGAGGAAAUUAUCAAAGUGAUAACACUAGCACGAAUAGUAAUAGAUACGGAUCGAAUACUAAUAAUAGCUAUAAUAGUAGUAGGGGCAGCAGUAGACCGUCUUCUAAUUAUUAUUCGUUUCGACCCCCUUAUCAUAAUAAUAACAAUAAUGGUGGCAACAGUGGUUCUGACGAAGGCAGGGCCAGAUACGGAGAUAGGAGACCAUCAGAACCCUACAGAGGUAGGCACGAGACGUCCAACAACCGAUUCAACUACAAAAGAUAGACCUUUUUUUUUACAUUUGAUAAAAGUAAGUUGUACUUUUUCCCUUUCAUUCUUUUAGUUACUUUUUCUCACAUAUAAUGCAGUAAUUUUAAUUUGAAACAUAUCGACCAUACGAUGUGUUUGGUGUUUGAAACAGCUACGAAUGUAUUUUUCUAUGAAAAAAUAUUUUAUUUUAUAUAACUCGUAAUAUAAUAAUAACAGCAAUUUUUAGACGUAUGUAAAAAUUGGCGCCACAAACUGUAAUUAAGUCAAAUAAAAUGGAAAUGGCACUAGAAUUAAAA